AUGAAUACUUUAAAAGAAAUCAAACUAUAAUAAUAAAGCUCUUCCAAUUAUUUUAGCAAAAAGAAUAAGAGUAGCUUUUUAUCUUUUAGCGAUCUUUCGUAGUUAUUAAAUGAAAACAUCAAAAAAGGAACUUAGUUACCUCUUAAGUAUGGCAAUUAUGUUGCUUCAAUUGGUUCAACGAUCUAAAAUUAGGUGGAUACAGUAGCUGAUAUAAUGAAGUAAAGCAAAGGAAGAGAUAAAAUUUGUAACUUUUUAUAGUAUUUUUCAGACUUUUACUAUGUCUGCCAUAAACAUAGUAAUAUUGAAAGAGUACAAAAGAAUUUCAAGUCAGAUUAAAUUCCUACUGCAAGAGUUGCUAAAAUGAUUAGAGAUUCUAUGAAGAAUGGUAGAAAAAUAUUUAAGUUUUUAAAAUUCAUUGGUGAGAUUAACAACUUCACCAAAGGAUUGAAGAGUGGUAAACCUAUAGCACUUAAAAUUACAGUACUUUUAUGUGUAAUUUGCAGAUUCUUUUACUACAUAUUAGAUAACAUACUAUGGGCUAUUAGUAUUGGGAAUUUAAGUGAAAUAUUUUCAAGAGAUCUGUCUAAAAAGGUAAAAUCUAUGAAGGAUUCUUUCUUGCUAACAAAAGGUUUUCUUAAAAUUUCUGAAGCUUGUUAUGUUUUCCUAUUUAAAAGAAACAAAGAAAAAGCUAUACUCUAAAAGCUAUCUGAUAUCUAAGCUUGCCACCCAAUUUAAUAAGAAAGCCAUAUAUAUUAUUUAUGCUGCAAAAUGAUGAAUAUAAAAGUUAAGAGGAGAGAAAAAACUAUUAAGCUACUUACUACUUGCAUAAGAAUACUUAUGCUUUGUAAAAGAUAAAAUCUUCCUCCAUUUAAUAAAUUUAUGAAUAAUAUAAGCUAUUCAUUUUUCGGACUUAUAUGCUCUACCAUAGGAUUAAUUAAAAGCUUCAAGUAAAAAGUUGAUGUUAUUAGUAUAGAAAAAGGGAAUUCGAACAAUUAAGAAUAUGAAGAAUUAUCAUAAAAGUAAUAUAUGCAGAUGUAGUCAAUUCCUAAAUAAAGGAGUUUAAUUUAAAGGUGUGAUUCAACCUUAUCUGAUUUGUUAAAUAUGGGUAGCGAUGACGAUGAUGAAUAGAAUUAAUCUGAUAUUGAUCUCUCUAUCGACGAUAUCGAUAAUAGUGAUUCAGACUAUGAUUUCCUAGGUGACGUGCCUUCAAGAGUAAAGGUCAAUAUGAAAAGAUUAAAUCUUAAUGAAAUAGAAGAAGAUUAGGAUAAUUCUGAUGGAGGUUCUGUUCAUAACUUCAAAAAAAAGAAAGUUUAAUUAAUAAAAUAAAAGUCUUCAGAGUAAUAUACAAAAUUCAAAGUUGAAGAUUGA
Molecule: messenger RNA, 1368 nt
Organism: Tetrahymena thermophila SB210
Lineage: Eukaryota; Ciliophora; Oligohymenophorea; Hymenostomatida; Tetrahymenidae
Product: peroxisomal biogenesis factor 11
Exons: 7
Biological process (GO): peroxisome fission; regulation of peroxisome size
Cellular component (GO): peroxisomal membrane
Source: RefSeq, a predicted model, not a curated record